Messenger RNA from Phytomonas sp. Hart1, 2625 nucleotides. Lineage: Eukaryota; Euglenozoa; Kinetoplastea; Trypanosomatida; Trypanosomatidae. The record is from the annotation of a GenBank genome assembly.
GAUUACGAAGCGCUUGCUGAUAAUCUCAGGUGAACACUAAUCCUAAUCCAAUAUAAAUACACUUAUACACAACACUACAAGCUUAUUCAUCUUGACCGUACAAUAAUGGCUAAAGUUGGUGAAGGCGACCCUCGUUGGAUCGUUGAUGAACGCAAAGACGGCGCUAACGUCAAUGCGUGGCAUUGGGAAGAACGCGACCUCUCCGCGUACGUGCAUGAUAAGCUCAAAAAGGCCUUUCUUUCUCUUAAAUUUCUUGAAAACCAAGAUGGGGUGGUGUACGCGCAGAUUGACAAUGUCAGUGAAAUCCUCGGUGAUGUGACGGUGGCUCAGCGGAAAGGUAAGAUGAUGUGUUAUUUCGAGUUGAAGAUGACUUUACAGUGGUCUGGUAAGACUUCUACAGGGGAUGAUGUAGUCAAGGGCAAGCUAGAGGUUACUGAGGUUGACCACGACGAGUUAAUGAAUGACUUCAAUAUCGAUGUGACCUGCCAGGAGAAGGGCAAAGCCGCGGAGAUGAUCGAAAACGUCGCGCGCAUCGCCGGCCGUUCGAAAGUUCGCGAGGAGAUCAGAAAGUUUUUCGACACUUUAUACGAGGAAUACCAUAUUGGCAAGAUGCUGAAGAACAAUACGGUGAUGCCGCCACUCCCUGUUGUUCAGGCGCCAACGCCGCCGUUCGCAAAGGGCGGUGACGAACCGGCCCCUGCAGAGGUUUCCGAGAGCAAUAUACACAGCAAACCAAUUGAGAGUCUAUUGGAGUGGAAGAUGCGCUGGCGGGUCCCGAUCGAGCAACUCUUCCACCUUCUUGUGGACGAGCGGACCUCGAGUUUGUACACCCGAAGCCCGGCCCAGGUGGACGCGAAGACGGGAGGCCAAUUCCACUACCUUGGUGGGGUCAUCUCCGGUUAUUUUGUGAACCUGCAGCCGCCGAUGGUGAUAUCGGAGCAAUGGCGGUUGAAUAGCUGGCCGGUCGGAGUCCACAGCUCCGUCGUGAUGCGGUUGGUGAAGGAGGAGCCCGGGGUGACCAUUUUGGAGUUCGCACAGCUCGGGAUCCCGAGCGGGGAGAUGCAGAACGUCAAGAUGGGGUGGCGGGUUAACUUUUUCGAUGCCAUACGGACAUUCUGCGGGGUUUCAAUGGAGUAUAUUUAACCACCCUUCGAAUAUUCUCACCGAUUCACACCCCCUCCCCAUCCCCCUCCCCUCGUGAGGUUUGACAAAUUGCCUAUUAUUAAUAUUAUAAAGAUUAUUAUUAUUAUUAUUAUGGAUUUGCAGUUCCACUGUGGAGAUGUAAUAACAACUCUUUUGUAAAGUGACUAAAUAAAUGAAGUUGCAAUGAUAAACAAACAGAUCUCAAAUGAUAAACGAUCUAAAAUACAUAUUAUUUCUACAUAUAUUAGUGAAUGACAGCUCACGCUCAAUCUUUGACCAAUCACGUUUCUAUAUUUACAUUAACAUGACCCUGGGCACUCUUCAUAUAUAUAUUAUGUACUUCUUUAUUAUAAUGAUCUGCAGGUUUAUCUGGUCGAAAUGUAAUGGGGUACUUGUCGAAGCAUAGGAAUGCAUCUAAUUUUAAAAUCGGCAUGAGCUCCAAAUAUCCUAUGAUUUUUUUUCAAAACAAUUUAUUGCCCUAAAUUCAGCUAAGGUGUGGUUUAUUAAGCACAAUAAACCCUCUUUUCAAUAUCACAUUCAGCUCUUCCUACAAUUUUGCCAAUAGGGGAAUGUGCUCCUAAUUAUUCGACCUUUCCUUUGACGUAUUUCUUCUCGUAGUAUGAUAUAAUUACUCAUAAUGGAAACGACGUUUCCAGAUUUUCUCUUUUCAAUAUAGCGCUUUGACAACACCAAGCAUCACGCCACUGGAAGGUGGCAACAAAAAGAUAAAUUGUUUGAAGCACCAUCGUCUACCAGCGGCGAUUCAAAGUAAUUGGUUCUAUAGCUGAUUUUUUUUUCUGUGAAUAUCGACUUCCAAGAGUUGGAAAUGGACAGCGUUCAAUUGGGAUGGCUCAAGAUUAUUCCAAUGGAAAGGAAAAAAGGUCUUUAAUUAAUAGGGUACAAACUGUGAGUGGGGAUAGCUAUGCGUUUAGGGACCGGACGCAGGUUAAUACAAAGUGGGGUGUUGAAGUUACCCUCUGACUUCAACUCGAUACAGAUCUAUUAAUUAUUAUUGGUAUCUGCAAUAAAUAAUAUUUUGUUAAUUUAAAUAUUAUAAUCACUCUAAUUUGGCCUUCUAUUGAACCUCACAUUAUGCAUGGUGCAGAUGCCAUGUUUUAUCAAAAUAAUAAUAGUAGUAAAUAUCAGGCAUCUUUUGCAAAUGAUGGUGCCUUGUGCGGUAUGUUUAUCGCAAUUGCUCUUUUAACAAUACAUUGAAGUUGCUUUUGUGGGUAUCAUAGUAUUAUAUAUAUUUACAUAUAUCAUAAAGAAAACUUCAAUUAUCAAUGACAUUCCUUUUUCACUCCUAUUUCAUCAGAAGUCCCUUUUGAUGAGUAUUAUAAUUGCCCGAACUAAAUGAGUUGUCAUUUUUUUCUGAUUUCUGUGUGCGUAAAAAAUCAAUUCAUUGUAAACGUCAUUUAUUGAAUUAUAGCAACAAAACUUCAUAAUAUACAGACACAAGAUGUGGUUGUUCCUUUUAUUUAA